GAAAUAGCUUUGUUUACUUUGAGUUCUCUGGUAUCUGCUAGGAAGACAUACCUCACCAGUUAUCUUGAAGCUCUUUCUCUCCUUUCCACGCUCAUCAGAAGCUCAAAGAAGCUUCUGUCACCUGGCUAUGGAAGUCUUCAUUCUGCUAGUCCUCAGCAUUGGACUUUGCCAAGCCGGUCUUGUCCAAGAUGAAGUGAGCUGUGAUGACCCAGAAGUUUUUGAAGCUGUGGCUAGAGCAAUAAAAGAACUUAAUGAAGAGAGAACUCAAGGAAAUAAAUUUGCUCUCAAUGUCGUCCUUCAUGCCCACAGAAUAGCAGAUAAAAAAUUCCACGUCAUCUAUCAAGUAAGAGAAACCAUGUGUCCAAUUGCUGCGGACAAGCCUUGGCAAAACUGUGAUUUUUCGGGAGGAGAUUAUGGAAACUGUACAGCUAUCAUUGAUAUUGCCUCACAAGAGUCAAUAUCACAGGAUUGCAAAUUUGGCCCAGGACAGGAGAACGUAGUACAAUCUUUUGCAAAUUGCCUGGGGUGCUGGCAUCCCAUAGAUCCUAAGAGUUUGGAAGUGCUUCCUAUUGUGAGAUUCACCAUACGGCAAUUUAACAAUCAAAGUCAACAAUCCGCCUUAUUCGAAGUUAAAGAAAUGAAAAAAGCGACCCGUCAGGUGGUUAAUGGAUGGAAUUACAAUUUGGAAUAUUCGAUAAAAGAAACAAAUUGUUCCAAGAGUGAAUUUCUAGAUUUGAGCCCAGCAUGUAGACAUCUUCCUGAAGGGCAAGAAGGUUCCUGUACAGUUACUGCCCACAUUGACAAUGCAAACACACUGGUCCAUGCACAACAGGAUUGCAAAGUGCAAGUUGAAGAAAAAGUGGGACUGCCCAUUCAUGUGUGUCGUGGCUGCUCCCGCCCGAUUGCAACGGAUAGCCCAGAACUAAAGGAGCCUCUGCAAAUUGCUAUAGAAUCCUUUAACGCAAAAAACAACAGUGACUUUCAUUUCAAAAUUAUAGGAGUCAUAGAAGCAACAAAACAGAUUGUGGCUGGGACAAUGUAUCGAUUUGAAUUUGUAAUUCAGAAAACAAAUUGCUCCAAGGCUGAAGUUGAGAAGUUAACUGAAGAUUGUACCGCUGCUGAAGAUGGUAAGCAGUUGUUCUGCCGUGGCUGGGUUUACAUGAAACUCUGGGAGUCAUUCAUUCAACAUCAAAUAACCUGCAGCGAGGCCCGAAUUUCAGAGCUGAUACUUAGGGUACCUCCUGGUUUCACCCCUUUCCGAAAUGCACGCAGUGUCGCUACUCAAACGGAAGAACCAAGCGUUGUGGAGGACUUCCAUCCUGAUCCGAGAGGACGCCCCACUCAUGAAAAAAAGUUGGUCUAUGGCCAUGUCCACAAACUCAGACACGGCCACAGACAUGGCCACAGACACGGCCACAGACACGGGCAUAAAAAGCCAACAGAGAGUUCUUCUGAAGAAGUUACAGUUCUACCAGCUGUUGAAACUCCAAGUCAAGCUUUUCUGGAACAGGAGCCUAACAUCAGAAGUACCUCUACAGAUCCCCCCAUUUUCUUACAUCAGCUGCCGGAUCUACCAGAACCACCACAAUGUCCUGGGACACCAUGGAAGCCUAAAAGAGAUCCAGAGCCUCUAGAUACUGGUUUUAGCGAUUUUGAUCUUUUGGAUGCUCUCCAGGAUUAAAUUUUUUAAAAGGCAGUGAGUUAUUUCUCCAGAAAUGUUCUACUCUUGGAAAUGAGAAGAGUUCUUGGGAUUUCUGACUGCAUAAAAGCGUAAUACUUAAACACAGUUGCAGCCAAGUUUGGUCGGCAGCAUCAGCCUCCCUAGUUUCUUAACGUUUUGCAAGAUACAAUAGUUAGCCAAUAAUGAAACAAGGACUGUAAUUCAGUCGGCUCGAUCAGCCAGCAAGAUGCACAACUGCCUUCUACAGAACCAGCAUUGCCUGCAUUUAACCCUGGAGAAAAAUAUAUUUCCUGGAAGAGAAAGGAGCCUUUGCAGAUCUACAGCAGCUCAGUGGGUGAAUUAUGUUAAUUUUCCCUGCAGUCAAGUCAGGCUGGAAUUUCAAAUGUGAUUUGAACUAUACUUGAUUAUUUCCUACGCCAUGAUUAUUUUAUGAUAAAGCUGUAGUAAGUUCAAUACAAUUAUAUUAAUUAGCCCACUCUUUCUAUUACUGGUUUGUGAUCCUUUUUGUUCAUACACUUUUCCUUGGCUAUCGCAAAUAAAAGACAUGUACCAAAGCA
Molecule: messenger RNA, 2238 nt
Organism: Pantherophis guttatus
Lineage: Eukaryota; Metazoa; Chordata; Lepidosauria; Squamata; Colubridae
Gene: KNG1
Product: kininogen 1
Biological process (GO): negative regulation of blood coagulation; positive regulation of cytosolic calcium ion concentration; negative regulation of endopeptidase activity
Cellular component (GO): blood microparticle; extracellular region
Molecular function (GO): cysteine-type endopeptidase inhibitor activity
Source: RefSeq, a predicted model, not a curated record